Messenger RNA from Esox lucius (northern pike), 3734 nucleotides. It is a transcript of the gene anxa13, whose product is annotated as annexin A13. Gene Ontology annotation, molecular function: calcium ion binding; calcium-dependent phospholipid binding. Lineage: Eukaryota; Metazoa; Chordata; Actinopteri; Esociformes; Esocidae. Bases 134 to 1087 code for a protein of 317 amino acids. The transcript is spliced from 11 exons. Gene Ontology annotation, cellular component: cytoplasm. The record is from RefSeq and is a predicted model, not a curated record.
CUUGCUGCGCGAUGACGUCGCAAAUUGGUUCUUCUAUCCCACUGCAUCCACUAGCUAAGCUACCCAAACAACAACGGUGCAGCCCUGAAUAUCACUAGCAAUCCUCCCAGCACAACCGGACACACAUAAAACAAUGGGCAACUGCCAACCCACCAUCUUGCCGUAUGAAGAGUUUGAUGUUAUGGCUGAUAUAAAGGCCAUACGCAAAGCCUGCAAAGGCUUGGGUACUGAUGAACAAGCCAUAAUUGAUAUACUGGCUAACCGAUCUGCAGCCCAGCGGAUGGAAAUUAAACAAGCCUAUUUUGAUAAGUAUGAUGAUAAGGAGUUGGUGGAAGUGCUGAAGAGCGAGCUGGGGGGGAACUUUGAGAAGGCUGUCCUGGCCAUGCUAGACCCUCCAGUCGUCUAUGCAGUGAAGGAGCUCAGGAGGGCAAUGAAGGGAGCAGGCACUGAUGAGGAUACCCUUGUGGAGAUUCUAUGCACAGCCACAAAUAAUCAUAUUCACAUGUUCAAAGAAUGCUACUUUCAGGUGCAUGAACGGGACCUGGAUGAAGAUGUUGAAGGGGACACUAGUGGAGAUGUGAGAAAGCUGCUCACUCUUCUUUUACAGGGCACCAGAGAUGAGAGUUAUGAAGUGGAUGAGGGUCUGGCUGAAGCUGAUGCCACUGCCCUGUUUGAGGCCGGUGAAGGAUGUUUUGGAACAGAUGAAUCCACUUUCAGCUUUAUCCUGGCUAACAGAAACUACCUUCAGCUACAGGCCACCUUCAAGGUGUAUGAGCAGCUCUCUGGAACAGAAAUCCUGGAUGCCAUUGAGAAUGAGGUUUCUGGGACUUUGAAGGACUGCUACAUCACACUUGUAAGAGUUGCUAAGAACCCACAGCUGUAUUUUGCUCGGCAACUGAACAAGGCCAUGAAAGGAGCAGGCACUGAUGAGGACACUCUCAUCCGCAUCCUCGUUUGCCGCUCUGAGUAUGAUUUGGAGACCAUUAAAGACAUGUACCUGGAAAAGUAUGAUGUGUCCCUAAAGGAUGCCAUCAAAUCUGAAUGUGGUGGGGAUUUUAAACGUCUCCUGCUGGCUAUUUGCCAUUGAGGGAGAAAGAAAGAGAUGGAGGGAGAAGACAGCAGAAUGCCUCAAAGGGAAAGUGCUGCUUCUUUCUAUUUGAGAAACUAACAAUACUUAUUGUACAAUCAUUCCUACUGAUUUAAACAUGAAAGUAUAUGGAUGGGGAAGGGAGUGAAAUUGGAGAGCUCACAAAUGAAUUUGAUUCUGCACUCCUUAUUUGACUUAUGAAUCCAUAGGAUGUAUAAAAACAUGCACCAACAAGGUUCCUGCUUUUUCUGAUCUAGUUAUCUAAAGGCAGUUAGAUUGUUACAUGAUAGUGAAGUGAUUGGUUUUCUUUGAAAGGAUUGCUAUGACUAGAGACUUAAAUACUUAAAUCAUAAAAUAACUGUAAAAAAUGUAGAUAGGAAAAUAUGAUUAUAAGGUGAAUAUGAGGCAAGAAUGCACGAUGUCACCUAUUUCUGUCCAUUUCCACAUUUGUAUUUUUUGACAGCUAAGAAGUUCCAUCCCCCAUUUUUAUGUGAGCAUAAUUUCUGGGAAAUUUGUCUCACGUGUUUCUAAUUGAUCAGGUGUUUCCGGACGCAUUGAUUGUUCAUACAAAGUGCUGUGAAUGUGUAGUGUCAAUACUUUUCUUUGUUUUUGCCUUUGGAGUCUGUAUUUGUUUUCAGAAAGCGUAUUUCAACAUGAAGAUUUGGGAUCUUUCUAUUAAGGAUGAGAAAGUGAUUUCUUAUUGCUUUCUUUCUUAAAAAUAACUAAAUUAGAACCAUAGCACAAAAGUUGGAUAUUGCCAAAUGAACAGUUUGGAAUGCCCUGAAAAAUAAAAAAAACAAUUGAGUCUUCAGCAGUCCGCAAUGACCAGGUUGGCCGAGUAAAACCACAGCAGUAGUUGAUAACAGAAAAAUUAGCAUAACUGUGAAAAACAACCCUAAAAUAAGUGUCAGUGAAAUCAACAACCUGCAGCAGAAUUACAAAGGCUGCACUGCAAGAUGCAAACCUCACAUCAGUACCAAAAAGAAAGAGGCCAGAUUUGAAUUUGUUAGGAAUAUAGAGAUUUGCCAGUGCCGUUUUCAAUUGAGUUAUAUGGGCAGAGACGAUGAACUUGUAUAAAAAGUGAUAAGAAGGCAAACGUGUGGAGGAAAGAAUGAACAGAAGAUGAUCCAAACCAUACCACUUCAUCUAUGAAGCAUGGUAGAUGUAAUGUCAUAGCAUGGGCAUGGCUGCCUUUGGAAUGGACUCAUUGAUGAUAACAAAUGAGUGCAGCAGCAGAAUGAAUUCAGAAAUGUAAGAAUCUUGGCUACCAAUAUACUAAAAAAUGCAACCAGACUCAUUGGGUGGCACAUCACAAAGCAAUGGAACAAUGACCCAAAACGCACUGCCCAAGCAACGGAGGAUAUCAUUUUUGACUGGCAAAGUCAAUUUACUGAUUGAAAUCUGAUUUAAUAUGCAUUUCACUUGUAUUAGAGGAGACUGAAGUCAGAAUCACCGCAAUAGAAAAAACAGCUCAAAAUGGCUUGGCAAAGUAUCUUAAAAGGAUAAUGCCAUGAAUUGGGUUGUAUCAAUGGAUCGCAGACUCACUGCUGUUAUUCCAUGCUAUGGAUUUGCAAGCAUAUACUACCUUUCAUAGUUCUUACAUUGGGUUUAAGUUAAAUUGCCACAAUACUUAUGCUUGCAUGAAGUGGGGCGGAUGGAGCACUGUUAUCCUUAGUUGAUAAAACUUAUGUUAUGGAACAGCCAGAAAUGAAAAGUGAAAGUCUGUACUCUUGCCUCAUUUAUCUUUUUUAUUAUUUUCAUAUUUCUUGAGUGUACAGCACUACAUAAGUAUUUUGGACUUUACUGUCCCAAUACUUAUGUAGGGCACUGUAUAUGACAUGAGUCACUGCUAUUGGAAUAACAUGGGUUUUAAAUAAGAAUAACAGUUACAAAAAAUGUUAUGCUCUACUACCCCAAAUAUAAGUACAGAAUAUUUCUACUGUCUGAAAGUUUGUCAAAUGUAUUUUUAAAUAAAAAGCAUCUAUGCAUCCACUUAAUACAUGCAUUCUCUCACAAGCAAGAAAAACUGCUUUGACCGUCUUUCACCUAUUACAUUUUUUAUAAUCUAAGACUAACACAAUCAAACAUUUACUUAAUUUAGACAGCAGUAUUUUAAAUCAUGUAAGACAUGUUAAUAUUAACACAAGAUGUCAGAAGGUAUUUUAGACACAAACGUUAGUGAUGUUAUCUAAGAAUCUUUACUCACCCUAAACAUGAUCUGAAAUUAUGACUAAUUAUCAGUUCUGUACAAUGGCAGCUGUAUUUGAAACCUAUUCCUAUAUUAGGAAUUAGCCUAUAUAAGUAAGCCAAGUAAUAUCAGCUGAUUAACUAGAGAUAUUUGAAACAAUUUAUAAAGCCUGUUAAGCCUCUGGGUAUAUCGUGAAAGAGAAGAAAUAAACAGGACUAUUCACACCUGCCUUUAUGGAAAGAUAUGGAAUAGGGACCAGCAUUUGCCUGUGUAUCAGUGAAAUAAUAUUAACAAAAAAGGACAUGCACAUUAAAACCUCUUAAAAAAUUGUCCUAGAUGUUUCUGUUUUUGUGUGUUUUUUUUUUCAUCAUGUUAAUCCAAUUUAAUGUACCUAAGUCAUAUUAUUGGCCAAUGAAGGCCAACAUACAUGUACUGUAUUAAAAUAGGUUUUGAAUGGAA